Molecule: messenger RNA, 1179 nt
Organism: Papilio polytes (common Mormon)
Lineage: Eukaryota; Metazoa; Arthropoda; Insecta; Lepidoptera; Papilionidae
Product: antichymotrypsin-2-like
Exons: 9
Coding region: 1-1179 (392 amino acids)
Molecular function (GO): serine-type endopeptidase inhibitor activity
Source: RefSeq, a predicted model, not a curated record
AUGAAGACUAUUUUUUUUGUAGUAUUAGUGUGCCUUGCAACAGUAAGUUGCUAUAAAGAUGCGCAGCUCCUGACGGAAGGAAAUAGCAAAUUCACAGCCAAAAUGUUCUCAGAAGUCGCUAAACAAAGUCCGGAAAAAAGUUUUGUACUAUCAGCAUUUUCUGUGCUAAGUCCAUUGGCGCAACUGGCUUUGGGUUCUGAAGGAGAAAGCCAUGACGAACUGUUGAGAGCGAUAGGGUUACCAGAUGACAGGACGAUUAAAACUGCAUUCAUGCAACUUAAUAAUACACUCAGUUUCAUUGAAGGAGUUGAUUUAAGAAUGGCAAACAAGAUUUAUGUUGCCAAUGGAUACUCUCUUAAAAAGGACUACACAGCAGUUGUGAGAGAAACAUUCCAAUCCGAAGUUAAAACCGUCGAUUUUACUGCAAGUCAACGUGCUGCAGAUGAGAUAAAUACUUGGGUGGAACAACAAACAAAUGGUCGAAUUAAAGACUUAGUCGACCCCGAUUCCUUCAACACUUUGACAAGAGCUCUCCUAGUUAAUGCAAUAUACUUUUUGGGUACAUGGAAACAUCCAUUCUACGAACGCCUCACGCUUGAUAGUAACUUUUAUUUGCCGAAUGGCAAAACAAUACAGCUGCCAACAAUGUUUAACGAAGGACUUUACAAUUAUGUAAAAAGUGAAGAACUUAACGCAAGUAUUUUGGAAUUGCCAUACAUUGGUGAUGAAACUUCCUUGUACAUUAUACUUCCUAACAAAGUUGAGGGAAUUAAUGAAGUAUUAGAAAAUCUAAAAGAUUUUUCAGUAUUAGAAAAAGCCUUAAACAAUUUGCACAAAAAAAGUGCGGAAAUAUCCAUACCGAAAUUCAAAACAGAAACUAAGACAAACUUAAAAGAAAUCCUACAACAAAUUGGUGUACAGGGAAUAUUCAAUUUUACCAAGGCAAACUUUAAUAAGAUAUUAACCGAUAUCAAACAUGAUUUAUAUAUAAAUGGUGCGACCCAAAAGGCUUUCAUUGAAAUUAACGAAAGAGGUACAGAAGCCACUGCUGCGAAUGAUUUCGACAUGGUUGCAGUUUCUCGUUUAGUCCCCGACGUCUCAUUCCAUGCAGAUCACCCGUUCGUAUAUGUAUUAAAAACUGGAAGAUAUAUCUUGUUUACCGGAGUUUUUCAUCCUUGA